Messenger RNA from Podospora pseudopauciseta, 291 nucleotides. RefSeq lists its product as uncharacterized. Bases 1 to 291 code for a protein of 96 amino acids. The transcript has 2 exons. The record is from RefSeq and is a predicted model, not a curated record. NCBI's taxonomy places the organism in Eukaryota, Fungi, Ascomycota, Sordariomycetes, Sordariales, Podosporaceae.
AUGGAUGGGAUGGGAUGGCUCAGGCUGCCCUGGGAAAUUAAUCUUUGCCCUGGUCUUCACACCUUUUCAUCACUUUAUAGUAUGGAAUGCUACCUCGGGGAUCUCCGCUGGCGAGAUACCUAUGAGAUCGUUCACUUGGACGAGUAUGUCUGGGACUUCCGGAUUCACUGGCAGUGGCUGGGAGGUUGUGUUACCAAUGCAUUUCGUGCGUUGUGGUUGGCGGCGGUCAAAGACAGGGCCGGACUUGACAGGAGGACACCGAGACACAGUCUCUUAUCAGAGCAUCGUUGA